Molecule: messenger RNA, 1140 nt
Organism: Ogataea philodendri
Lineage: Eukaryota; Fungi; Ascomycota; Pichiomycetes; Pichiales; Pichiaceae
Exons: 1
Coding region: 1-1140 (379 amino acids)
Biological process (GO): butanediol biosynthetic process
Cellular component (GO): cytoplasm
Molecular function (GO): zinc ion binding; (R,R)-butanediol dehydrogenase activity
Source: RefSeq, a predicted model, not a curated record
AUGAAAGGUUUACUUUACUACGGUACUAAUGAUAUUCGCUACUCUGAGUCCGUCUCAGAGCCUCAGAUCCAAAAUCCUAACGAUGUCAAGCUAAAGGUUAGCUUCUGUGGAAUCUGCGGAACAGAUUUGAAAGAAUACACAUACUCUGGAGGCCCGGUUUUCUUCCCGAAAAACGGGGCUAAGAACGAAAUUUCCGGCUACGAGCUCCCUCUUUGUCCUGGCCACGAGUUCAGCGGUGUUGUUGUCGAGGUCGGUACCGGCGUCAAGAACGUGAAGCCGGGAGAUAGAGUCGCUGUGGAGGCUACUUCUCAUUGCUCCGAUAGAGCAAGAUACAAGGACACUGUUGCUCAGGACUUGGGCCUUUGUUUGGCAUGUGAGUCUGGAUCUCCUAACUGCUGUACCUCGCUCAGUUUCUGUGGACUGGGAGGUGCUUCCGGUGGAUUCGCCGAGUACGUUGUUUACGGAGAGGAUCACAUGGUCAAGUUGCCGGAAUCUGUUCCGGACGAUAUUGGUGCACUGGUCGAGCCUAUUGCUGUUGCCUGGCACGCUGUCGAACGCGCAAGAUUUAGACCGGGCGACACCGCCCUCGUUCUUGGUGGAGGUCCUAUCGGUUUGGCCACCAUUUUGGCUCUCCGUGGUCACCAGGCUGGAAAAAUUGUCUGUUCUGAGCCGGCAAAAAUCAGAAGAGAAUUUGCCGAAGACCUGGGAGCAGAAGUUUUCGACCCAACCCAGACAGAAGAUGCUAACGCUGCUCUGAAAGCAAUGGUGCCGGAAAACGAAGGUUUCCACGCCUCGUUCGACUGUUCCGGUAUUCCUCAAACCUUCACAACAUCGGUGGUUGCAAUCGGCCCAUCUGGAACGGCCGUCAACGUUGCCAUUUGGGGUGACCACCCUAUCGGAUUUGCUCCUAUGUCUUUGACCUACCAGGAGAAAUACGCCACCGGUUCGAUGUGCUACACUGUCAAGGACUUUGAGGCCGUUGUCAAGGCCCUGGACGAAGGACUGAUUCCUAUUGAAAAGGCCCGCAAACUAAUCACAGGAAAAGUCAACCUUAAAGACGGUGUCGAGCUUGGAUUCAAGCAGCUCAUCGAACACAAGGAGACAAACGUCAAGAUUCUGGUCACUCCUGACGAAGUCUAA